UCGUUGCCGAGCCUGCGCGUACUAUUCAUUUGCACAGUACCGAGGACUGGAUGACACAGAGCCUGUACUUCUAGGCCAUAGACAUCGCCAGUUCCGCCUCAACACAACACUGCGAACUUUCGCUCUGAACAAUUUGCUGAAAGAGCGCGAAAAUGGGAGGGAGCGCUCCUCCAUGGUUCUCUGCGGACUACCCGGACCUCGCGGCUAAACGCGAGCCUUUCCCUGGUGUUGAACGGUAUCAGACAUCCUACGUCCGCUAUGGGCAGGCGGAGGAGGCUAUGCCAGGCGCAUGGGAGGCUGAGAUGUGCAGGCGCACCAUGGCGGAAAACGGCCAGGACCUGCACGCCUUUUAUGCGCCUGGCAGCCUACCCGAGACAAUCUCGCUGCGCAUUAUUGAGGCGCCCGCCGAGUUUGCCCUGCCCGUCAAGCAGGACAGGCGCCUUUUCCCAUGCUUCAAAGUCCGCGUCGAAGCGAAGCACCGCGGACCCUUUUCGCUGCCGUUGACGCUGCGGGCGCACGUCCUGACACAGCAGGACAAGGAGCACAUCGGCACUUGGGUCCCGCCCGAGGAGGACCCGAACCUCGACGACAAGGGGCAGCAGAGGUCCGGCACGGAGCUUAAGGGCCUAUCCUGCAUUCGCCACACGUGGGAGCCCAACGCCCGGCCGCACGGGUUUGCCCAGGAGAUGAAGAAGUACCAGCAGCAGCCGAUGCCAAUGGCGCCGCCGCUUCCCUUAGUGAAGCCCGAGCCCAGCAGCAGCUCCUUCAACGGCGCGAUGGGGCCGGUGGGCAUGGCCGGCCGGGCGCAGGCGCUGGCUGAUUCGUACGGUAUGGUGGAUUCACCAAGCCUCUCCGGCGCGCCGGGCGCGCCGGGCGGCGGCCGCAACAUGUCCAACCUGUUCGGCGGCGACCGGCCCGACCCGGUGGUGACGCUGGCGUCCAGCGCGCCGUUGGGCAGCGCCGGCGCCGGCCGUGACUCGCUGGAGGCCGUAAUGGAGAGCCUUAUCAACGCCGGGCCGCUGAGCAACCCCGGCACCGGGGGCGGCGUGGACGGUGUGGGCUCGGAGACUGGCAGCGGCAAGCUGGUGAACCACAUGCGCGCGCUGCAGGCGCAGCAGCAGGCAGCCCUGGCGGCAGAGCAGCAGGCGGCGGCCCAGGCGGCAGCACUGCAGGCAACGCUGCAGGCGCAGCGGGCGGCGCAACAGGAUGUGGGUGGUGUGGACCGCCGUGCCAGCACGGUGCCGGGCAACGGCGCUGCGCAGGCGGCCAACGCCGAGUCGCGCGGCUUCAUCUCCUUCCAGGACUACGAGUUCACCAACCUGGAGUUCCUGAAGCCCACCCGCAUGAACAAGGUGUUCAUGGUCUUCACCAUCAACAUCGCCGGCCUGGACGACCUCAUCUACGUCGCCUUCAACGUGCCCACUAUCGGCAUCUGCCGCGCUGAGCAGCGCGAGAAGGCCUGCAAGAAGCUUAACAUUGACUUCAAGCUGCUGUCGCACUUCGACCACGCCGGCAACAACAGCAACAACAACCACAACAACAACAAUAACAACAACAACGGCGGCAUGCACAGCGAUAUGAGCAAAUCGCUGGCGCUCCGCACCAACGGCCCGCUCGGCAGCGCGCUGGGCGGGCUGCCAGGCGUGGGUCCACAGAGUGCGCUGCCGGCGGUGGCAGGGGGCGGCGGCGGGCUGUCUGUGUCUAGGCUGAACGGCGGGUCCCACAGCGCAGGCAGCGCAGGCGACGGCAGCGGCGAGGGCAGCGGCAGCGCCAGUGGUGAGGCGAAGGCCACUGGUCUCGCGCUGCACGAAGUGGGCAUGGCGCAGUACGCCACCAGCCAGCUGCAGACAGCGCCGGGCCAGCAGCAGCAGAUGCUGCAGCAAAUGAACGCUUUGAAGCAGCAGCAGCAGCAGGCCUACGGCGCGGCGCAGCAGGAUGUCUCCUACCAGCUGCAGCAGCAGCGCAUGGUUUUGGCGGCUGCGCAGCAACAGCAGCAGCAACAGGGCCUGGCCAACGGCCUGGUUCAAGGCGCGCCCGGCUCAGGCGCUGGCAACGGCCUCGGCCCCACAGCCGAAUUCUACAUGGCGGCGAACGGCUCGCUGCCGCCGCCGCAGAGCAGCACCGCGGGCUUAGGCAUGGACGGUGCCAUGGCCGCCACCCGCAAGCGCGACCAGGGGCCGAAGGAGGAGGAGAACUGCCGCUUCCAGCCGGUGCAGCAGUCCGACCUGCCGCCUUACACCGCCUUUGCCGGCCUGACCAGCAGCGACGUGGACAUGCUGCUGCCGGCGCCACACAGCCGCAUGGCCAUGCGCGACUUCAUCAACGACGUGUACGAGUCCACUGGCCUGCACCGCAAGCUGACCCACAUGGACAUGCAGGCGCUGCUCAGCCAGGCGGGCUUCCCGUCAGAGUCCAUGCGCGAGCACGACACCAUCUCGCAGCAGCAAUGGGACGAGUUCUGCGCUCAGUUCCGCAACAUCGUGGGCACGCUGCAGCAGGUGGCGAGCGUGUGGAACAUGGAGGACCCGGUGGUGAUUAGCGGCUUCGACAUGGACCGCGCCGGCACCAUCAACGCGCUGGUCAACGAGCCCGCCGGCACCUUCAUCUGCCGCUUCAGCAUGAGCCAGCCCGGCUGCCUGGUGCUCACCUGCAAGGUGGGGCCCACGCACCCGCGCGCGGAUGCCAUGGGCCUGGUGCACGCCAUCAUCAAGAUUGAUGACCUGCACGAGCGGCGUGUGGACACGUGGAUUCGCGACUACGCCGGCGCCACGCACCUGCUGGACGUGUACCGCUGCAAGCGCGUGGACAAGCGUAAGGUGUUCGCCACCAACUACACCCGCCUGCGCGGCCUGGAGGCGGGUGACGUGCCGCCGCAGCCGCCCUUCGCCAUGACACCUGGCGGCUUUAUGUGAGCGCGCCAGCACCUGCGUAUCUGAUGUAUGAUAGCAGCAGACGCCAGGCGCGCGUGUGUACAUGAGGCCCCCGAGGGACGCGGGCCGGCUUGAAGCAGGCAUAGGCAUUGGCUUAAAUCGUAUCGCGCAUGGGCACAGUUUCGACGGCGGUGGCAUUGUACGCGUUAUUGGCGCCAGAAGGGGGGAUGAGUUGGGUUUUUGCAUGGGGGCGACGUAUUCUUUGGGCUCGGGGGUGUCUACUUGCUGAUUUGGGGUAUGCCAUGGCGAGAGUCCUGUUUUUGUAUUUUGGAUGUGUCCUGCAUCAGUAUCCAUCUUUCUGUGUGGCAUGCGGAAAUAGCUUGUUAUCCGGUGGGUGUCAUGAACAAUGCGUUACACCGCAGUGAACAGGAAGGUUGUGCGUGUGUGAGCCCAGUAGGCUUUUACAGACUGGGAACUCGCAACUCACAUGUAGUCACGGUGGUGUGUCGCACAUGUCCAUUGCCGCUCCUGCGUAUGCUCUUGUCGGGCUGAGGCCCCCGACGAAGCGAUUCAGGCGCGGCAAAGCCCCCCAGGACCACCAUCCGUGCAUGCGUGUGUCCGUCCUCGACCCCGGCUAUGUCCGGGAGAUGAGGUAGUUUCGAAACCUUCGGCCUCAGACAUGUGCACCAACGUGGCGUGGGCGCAGCCCGCCUUUCCCUUGAGAGGGAGAGCCACUUUCCUAGUCGGCUGGGCAUCAAUUUUUAUUGCGGUAUUGCCCAUCAUGACGCCAAGUGUUCAUGUUGCACAUGUGGUCGUCCGAUGCUGGGUGCCGGACGGCCACUAAGAGCAUGGCAUCUGAAGGCGCAAAGCCAAGGCUUUAGCUAGUAAGGAAAGCAUGGAGGUGGAACAAAUGGGUCUCAAUUUCUUGCGAGUGGUUGCGCCAGGAUUACCUAUACGGAUUUCUACAUAUGUAUGCGAGGCUGUGCGGGCGAAGGGGGAAGGGCUGGGCAUGCAGCAACGGGUGCGCUUACAGCGGCUGCUGCGUGCGGAAGGCUAUAGGUGCACAGCUAAACCGUGUGUUUGGGCUGUACUGGGCGGUGGAGCUCGCGGUAUAAAAACGAACCCAUAUGACACUGCCUAAUCUGGGCUGGAACAGACUUGGACGGAAAGAAAGCUUUGGCGCCGGCGGUUGUGUGUGAAGAAGCGCCUGGGGUCGGCCUCGUGACGUAAGGCGCCUGCAUGGUAAUAGCGCGGGUGAUAACCGCGAAUGGCGGCUGUGCAUCAUAUGGAGGUCAUUUUCACUUUGGCACGCACACUCAGUGCAGUGCGCUGCGAAUAUUAAUGAAGCCAGGGAUAGCCGGCUCUUUUCCUGGUGAUGUACGGAAUUGGUGGAGAAUUCGGCAACGCGCCUAGCAUGACUCGGCUAGGGAGUGUUGAUGGCUUGGCAGGUUAGGGAGCACUUACGGAGCUGCCGUUAUGUCAAGGAAUAAGAAAUGCAUCAUGAACCCGGUGGUGGCGAGCCCUGAACGAACAGGAGCAUGGCUGGCCGCCGCUAUGAGGGAACUCCCGAGGAACUCAAUCCGCAACUAACACAGCAAGCGAGAGUCGUUCACGAGCAUGGUCAUGCUCUGCCUGAGUAGCGGUAUCCAGUGAUUAUAAUUGAAGCGUUAGCGUACGGUUGCAAGGAGUGGACGGUCAAGGCCUUGGGAAUUCGAUGCACUGUGUGGUCACGUGUGUGUGGUUGCAAAUGCCCACCGUCGCGAGCGGACCGUCAUUGUCCGGCCGGCCAGGGGCAUCUUACAUGCAUAACGAGACGAACUGCUUAGGCAUCCAAGGCGUAGACCUUCGAAAUGGGUCACCCCUGUGUCGCAUGAGUGGGUACCCACACGUGGUACCCACACCACUGACGAUUUAACAACAAUGAGUGU
Messenger RNA from Chlamydomonas reinhardtii, 4798 nucleotides. RefSeq lists its product as uncharacterized. The transcript has 9 exons. The coding region runs from base 153 to 2912 and encodes 919 amino acids. The record is from RefSeq and is a predicted model, not a curated record. NCBI's taxonomy places the organism in Eukaryota, Viridiplantae, Chlorophyta, Chlorophyceae, Chlamydomonadales, Chlamydomonadaceae.